Molecule: messenger RNA, 375 nt
Organism: Vigna unguiculata (cowpea)
Lineage: Eukaryota; Viridiplantae; Streptophyta; Magnoliopsida; Fabales; Fabaceae
Source: RefSeq, a predicted model, not a curated record
AUGAGAAGGAAGAUCCAUGAACCCAGUGCAGUUCGCUCCUCCAUUGUUCUGCUACAAGAGAGAUUCAGACAGUUGCAGAAAGUGAAAGAAAUGAGGAAGAAGAGAGAGUUGCUGAAAAUGUUCACUGUAGAGCCUAAACACUUCAAUUCCAACCCCACCACGAGACAGUUUUUCCACCCUGAACUGAUGAACCCGUCAGGGUCACUUUCUCUAUGGCCAUCUUCACAGUGCAUGGUAGAGUACAACAAAAGCACUAUUGAGAACCCAGUCUCCAUGGAUUCUACACAUACACAGUCCCUUCAGCCUUCAUGUAAGAACCUCUAUGAUUGGGAUUCGGGCUCUGACUCUGGUGUUGAUACCUCUCUUCACCUGUAA